This is a messenger RNA of Sporothrix brasiliensis 5110, 3561 nucleotides long. RefSeq names its product mitochondrial exoribonuclease. Gene Ontology annotation, cellular component: exosome (RNase complex); P-body. Gene Ontology annotation, molecular function: 3'-5'-RNA exonuclease activity; RNA binding. The record is from RefSeq and is a predicted model, not a curated record. Lineage: Eukaryota; Fungi; Ascomycota; Sordariomycetes; Ophiostomatales; Ophiostomataceae. The transcript has a single exon. Bases 1 to 3561 code for a protein of 1186 amino acids. Gene Ontology annotation, biological process: mRNA catabolic process.
AUGGCCGCCUCCAAGAAAUCCUCAGAUGCCACGAGGAUGGCGUGGAUGGCCCAGACGUCUGACUCUGAAGUGACGCGGGGGGCCCGUGGCGUGCCGUCGAUUCGCGAGCAGCUCCGAGACUUUGUUGCAUUAGACCUGGCAACUGCCCGGCCGAUACCGCGUGAUGCAGCCCGUUUGGGUACCACGGAAAACUCGCUGACACGUGUCGAGAGCCAUACUCUAGCUGAGAUCAAGACUGGCGAGACGAGCCUCGAUGUUACAGACGACACCGACCAGGUUCUUCCCUGGGGAAGUGCUGGAGGGGACCCAGACGACGCACCGUCGCUGCUUGCACGCCCGUAUGGUGUCGUUGCGCCUCGCGCCGGCGACUUGAUCGAGAUCCGCACGGACUCAUGGCGAGUGCAGCUGCUGGCUGUAUGUCUAGGCAACUUCCGCGGCGUCGACCACUUUUACACAAAUACGGGAAAGUGGUUUGUGAGCUCGGGCGUGCGCAGUUUGUUUGCUGUAACACGGUUCGCAACCCCAGACGACCUGGCACCUCUCAUUGCAGCGCUGCCGUCGGAGGCCCUGCAAGGGACGACGACUGAUUCCAGCGGCGCGGGGGGGACGGACGCUGCGGCUCUUGACUCGAAACUCAAUAUGCUGCAAGACCUUAAGCUGGGACCCUCUCGCGAAGCAGGUGCUGGAUUGCUCAAGAAGAUGGCCGAUUUCGCAGAGCAGGCUGCCGGCAUCCACAUGGCUCAUGCCGGUGUACUUGACAACGCUUUUGACGUCCUUCAACUCUCAGAACAGGACCCUGGUAAAUCCUCUGGAAAAGUUUCUGGAAACACUUCAGACUCGGCUCCACAGCAUCGCAAGACAUACAUGACACUCGAUCAGCUUGCGUCAGUCUUGCUUCGGCGCCAGGGUUAUAAACACCUAGGUCCCCGUGGACAGCACAACAACCACCGGCACCAUUUUCCCAUUCGAAAUUUGAGGGGCCGUGGCAGUGGCGCUGAGGGUAUGGAUGAAUUUACGGCGCCCGCCAUGUACGCUGUCUACCGUUCAAUUGCCUCCAAUGACCUUGCCUUCCGCCCGUUAACAACCACCCUCGGAAACGCCAGUGAGACAGACGAUGCCUUGUCGCCGGCCGCCGUUGAUACUGGUGAGAAGCAGCACAGCCACAGUCGUUCUUGCUUGUUUGCGAUUGCACCUCGCGAGGACAUUGAUAUCAUCCAUGGUGUGGACCGAAUCGUUCGCAGUUUCUACGAAGACCCCGACCGUGUCAGCUCUGGUGGUCAGCUCAGCGAUAAGGCCUUGGCCAAGAAAACGCUAGGCAGUUUUAUUCUAAAAGCACGCAGAAGCAUUGACCGGAGCCGGAAGACCCGCGACUGGUCGCCUUAUGGCAUGCUUGGCACCGCAGAGCGAAAUCCGAAACAUAAUGUACACUCCAACUUUGAGCAGUGGAGUCCUUCAGACGUUGCGAUUCUUCAAUUUAUGCACCUUUGGGCGAGCUCGCAGCGGUUCUCGCCAUCGUCGCGGCUGCAUGGCACCGGGUCGGCCAUCCUCCGCGCGCUCGAUCGGUAUACAGAGUGCCAAUUCCUUGUCAUGUCCACUGGAUGGACGUUCCUUCAAGAAGUCGGCUGGGUAACUCCGUGGGACAUUCCUGCUCGCUAUAAACUGGGUUUGCCGGAUAUCCCGCCUCUCCGUACAGGUGGACUAGAACGGUCACUGGAGCAGCUGCCAUCGCCGUCCCUCGACUUCUCAGCCACUGAUUCUGCUUCUACCGCAUCCCCUUUGUCUGAAGAUAUAUUCGAGGGUAAACGCCGGGACUGGGGUGAUCUGACUGCUUUUUGUAUUGAUGCCCCAGAGGCUGCCGAUAUUGACGACGGCGUUGCGCUUGAGCGCAUCGCAGAUUGCCCGGAUGAGUUCUGGAUCCAUGCACAUGUUGCCGACCCGGGCUCGCGCAUUCGCCCGGGCAGUGCUCUCGCCGAGCAGGCCGCACGGAUGCCCCAGACAGCCUACUUGCCAGGCCACCAUGAGCGCAUGUUCCCUGACGACGUUGUGCGCAAGCAGUUUUCUUUGGGCCCUGGCCAGCCCUGUCUGACGUUCAGUGCGAGGGUCAAUCGGCAAGGCGAUGUGCUACAGUCCAAGAUCACACCUGGUCGUCUCGGCCGCGUCAUUUUUAUUGCGCCGAGCCAAGUUUCUUCCGUUGUCGCCGAAGCCGAACAGCGAGCCAUCCGUGACAAUAACAUUGAUGCCCUGGCUGAGCCAUCGGCACUUGAGCUGCCGUGGACAACAUCCUCCUUUUCAGUUGGCACGCCUCCAGCCACAACGAAAGUUGAUCCCUCUUCCCCUGCCGCACGCACGAUGACCACAGCAGACAAACUCACGCCAGACCAGAAAGAGGAUCUCGAAACGCUUUCGACACUAGCAACCGCACUCCGUGCCGUGCGCCUCGCCCAUGGCGCCAUGCCGCUGUACUGGCCACGUCCUUCUGUUGACGUGUCACUGGACAACACCAAUGUGGUCGUUGUAGAUGCUGCCGCGCAAUCCGGCCCGCCAAAGGCUGCGGAUAUGAUCUCUUCGACAAACAGCAAACACAGCACACCCGCAUCCUUAAUGCAAACCUCCGGCGACCCGUAUAUUCGCAUCUGGUACGAAGGUGCCGAUGCAGUCUCUGCCGCAGCAGCCGCGUCUUCUGCUGCCGGCAGCCGUCUCGUGGAGAGCAUUAUGCGCUUGGCGGGUGAGGUGGCCGCCAACUGGUGCCACGAACGCAACAUUGCAGUACCCUUCCGUGGCCAACCCGACGCGGUGCGCCACCUCGAUCGACUGCGGGAGCUGACGCGGGACGAAAUAUACCCUGCCCUAGUCUCCGGCAAGCGGCCCGAGGAUGCCUCGCUGCGCGAACUUCGGCGGCUGCUGGGAGCCGACGACAUGACGGCUGUGCCCGUGCCUCAUGUCACUAUGGGUGUGGCGCGGUACACCAAGGCGACAAGCCCGCUGCGCCGGUAUUCCGACCUUUUAGUUCAUUGGCAAGUUGAAGGCGCGCUCUUGGCCGAGAUGAAGGACGGCGAGAGCAACGCCACGCCAGUGAAGGCCUCGUCUCCAGCAGGGCCGCCCUUUACAAGGACGCAGAUGGAACAGGAUAUUUUGCCGCUACUUCGAGUGCGUGAACGCGCCCUUCGGUCGCUUGAUAACCAAGCUGGGCGUGACCAGUGGAUCCUGCAAGCAAUGGUGAGGGCGUGGCUCGGCGAAGAGGCCCGCAUAACCAGCAGAACCGAUAAGGAUAGCGAGGCGACCGAGACAACUACAUCGACACCUUUUGCAAAUCUCCACUUGACCGUCUCGCGCAUCGACAGGCGCCGUGGUCUUGUCUCGGGCCGGCUUGACUGGUUCGAGCAAACUGCGGUGAUGGAUGUGCUCAGUCUCAACGCCACUGGCCCAGAUAGGGACAACGACGGUAUGCAGCGGUUGACCCUCGAAGACAUCCAGCCUGGCCAGGUGUACCCUGUGGCUUUGUCCCAUGUCGAUGUCCACGGAAACAUGGUACUCGUUCGCCGGUUGGGAGAUGCUUUAUAG